AUGGAGACGGAAUCGAAGAAAGCUCUAAGUUGGCAGAUAGACAACUUUUCCGAAAGGACCGAUGGGAUAUAUUCGGAUCCUUUCUCAAGCGGCGGCUGCGAAUGGAAUCUCCGUGUUUAUCCCAAGGGAAAUCUUGUGGACGAUCACUUGUCUCUGUUCCUGUUCGUUGCGAAUCCUGAAUCAUUGCUACCUGGAUGGAGCAGACGAGCUAGUUAUCGCUUUGUUUUGCUGGAUCAAUCUGGCAAAGUUCUCUUCAGAACAUCUGAAGCUUCCACAUUGUUCAGCGCUGAGACUCCAAACUGGGGUUAUCACAGAAUGUUGCCUCAUACCAAGCUUCUAGAAGAAGGGUUUCUGGAGAACAACAAACUAAUCGUUGAAGUCUACAUUAAUGUAGUUGAAGUCAUUCAUGAAGGGAAAUCAACUGCGAAUGAGAUUGUAACUGUCCAUGGUUUUCAAGUUCUUAAUUCUCAGGCUAAUUCAGUGAGCAGGAUUUUCGCAGAGCACCAAGACGUUGCAGUAGGUAUCAGAUCAGAUAUAGCAGAGGUGAAGACAGCAUAUAUGAAUAUUCUCCUCGGUCUCAUCGAGACAUUAGGCAAGCCACCUCAGAGCUUGUCUGAGACUGAGCUAAGCAACGCUGAGAGCGAGUUGAGCGAGCUAACAGAAGCUGGCUUCAAGCUGGAUUGGUUGAAGUCAAAGCUUGAGGAGGUUACCUUGAAUAGGAAGAAAGCACUUUCUGAUCUCAAAGUUGAACUGGAAAACGAGAAGAUUAAAUCUGAUGUUGAUGCUGCUGCGGCUCCCAGAACUGCUUGGUAUGUUACCGUGUAUCCCAAGGGAAACGGCAUUGGUACACACAUGUCUAUGUACCUAGAAGUUGCGGAUCCUCUCUCGCUGCCUCGAGGAUGGAGCAGAGACGCAAUUUUUCGCUUCCUUGUGGUGAACCAGUCGAGCGUUCUCUGCUCCAAAAGUUUAAAAACUAAGCAUCACUUCAACGAGAAGAAGACAAACCGGGGCUUUAAAAAGGCAUUGCGUCUUACAAAGCUUCACAACAGAGGAUAUCUGGUGGACGACAAACUCAUCAUUGAAGUUCAUGUAUUAUGUUAUGAUGCUAUUUGUUUUCAUCCGACGAAGCCACUGCUCAAUGAGAAGAAAAAGACGGUGUCUUUGUUAAAGCCGAACCUUGAUGUGGUUUCCGUGGAGAAGAAGAAAGAUAUUGAUGAUGUCAAUAGUUUUCAGUCUCAGGUUUUGGCGGAGCACCCAGACAUUGCAGUAGGCUUCAAACCAAAGAACCAAGUAGUGAAGACAGCAUACAUGACUGUCCUCUUUGACCUCAUCGAGAAAGUAAAUAAGCCUCCACAUUGUCACUCCGAGACUGAGCUAAGCAACAUUUACAUCGAGUUGAGUGAUCUAACGGAAGUAGGCUUCAAGCUAGACUGGUUGAAGUCGAAGCUUGAUGAGGUUUCCUUGGAGAGGAAGAAAUCAAAUGCUGAUAGUUUCAGGGCCCAACAACUGGAGGAACGGGUGAAGAAUCUGGAGCUUAUGUUUGCAGAUCUCAAAGCUGAAGUGAAACAAGGAGAAGGCCAAAUCUACAACUGA
Messenger RNA from Microthlaspi erraticum, 1593 nucleotides. Lineage: Eukaryota; Viridiplantae; Streptophyta; Magnoliopsida; Brassicales; Brassicaceae. The record is from the annotation of a GenBank genome assembly.